Molecule: messenger RNA, 2357 nt
Organism: Oncorhynchus nerka (sockeye salmon)
Lineage: Eukaryota; Metazoa; Chordata; Actinopteri; Salmoniformes; Salmonidae
Gene: slc39a8
Product: solute carrier family 39 member 8
Exons: 8
Coding region: 393-1796 (467 amino acids)
Biological process (GO): zinc ion import across plasma membrane; intracellular monoatomic cation homeostasis
Cellular component (GO): plasma membrane
Molecular function (GO): monoatomic cation:bicarbonate symporter activity; zinc ion transmembrane transporter activity
Source: RefSeq, a predicted model, not a curated record
CCUCAAUAUUCGCCUUCCAACCGGCUCAUGCCGAGGUGAUCUUUGAACCGCUGGAUCGCUUUCUAAUCUCUGCAACUACUGAUAGCAUAGCCCUGCUAGGAUUCAUUCAGUGAACAUCCCAGAACGAACGGAGUCGAAUGUGCAACAGGACCUGUCUUUAUCAUUGCAGUCCUUAUUAUAAUGACAUGUAACGGAAAGUUAAAGGAAAUAGCUUUGGAUCGAUGAACACUUUGCCUCGCUGAAAAGCGUUCCUUCCGUUUUUUCUGUAGGAUUGUAAAGCAUAUUUAUUUCAAUGAAAACUCCAUGCAGUAUUUACACGUUUUCUCUUUAGAGCAAGCGACGCAUCAAAACUUUCUCCAGCGCGACUCCAGGUUCAGUCCUCGCCAGAUAUAAUGUAUCACUUCGGAUCUUUAGUGACGUGCGCGCUUCUUUUUAUUUCAUUAUCGAAUUGUGUACAAGUGGACAGUAAGAAAGGACAAGGCUUUCUUGAGGACAUAUUGCGGUUUUACGGUGAAAAUGGCUCUAUUUCAACAGCAAACCUCGAACACUUUCUGCUGCUAAUAUCAACCAGAAGACCAGCUUUUAUUGUGGAUGAGGAAAACCCACUUAUCAAUUCUGAGUGUCCCUCUGUGGGCCAGAUCUUGUCCCACUACGAGUUGACUAACGCCAGUCAGCUGACAGUGGAGCAUCUGGAGAGGAUCUGUCCUGCUGUGUUGACUCAGGUGCUGCUGCCCUCCUGCCCAUAUAAAAACCCCACGGCCCUGCAUCCUGUUACCUACCACGUGUGGGGUUAUGGCUUCCUGUCUGUCACCAUUAUUAACCUGGCCUCUCUCCUGGGCCUGGCACUCAUCCCCUUCACCAAGAAGCCGUACUUUCCCAAGGUGCUCACCUACUUCAUCGGCCUGGCCAUCGGCACGCUCUUCUCCAACGCUGUCCUUCAGUUAAUACCAGAGGCCCUGGGAUUUGAUCCCAGAGCGGAUGACUACAUUCUCAAAGCCGUUGGAAUAUUUGGUGGAUUUUACCUGCUGUUCUUCACAGAGAAAGUACUGAAGAUGUCACUAAGAACAGAGCAUGAGCAUGGCCACAGUCACUUCUCUCCUCCAGGUCAACUGAGGCAGAACUCUCUCCAGAAUGGAGAUGUGUCUGAGAAGAAAGAGUCUAUCACCAUGACGACGUGUACCAUCAGCAGCAUCAGUACAGACAACACCAGCCCAGACCCUCCAGUGUCAUCCACGGAACCACCACCUCAGCAGGAAGUCCAUGUCAAUAAUGUGAUGUGCCACUGGCUGCGGGGUCAGCGCGUCGCUAACAUAAAGACGGUGGCCUGGAUGGUCACAUUGAGUGACGCUCUGCACAACUUCAUCGACGGCCUGGCGAUCGGAGCCUCUUUUACCGUGUCUGUCGUCGCUGGUUUCAGUACCUCCAUCGCCAUCGUCUGUGAGGAGUUCCCCCACGAGCUAGGGGACUUUGUGAUUUUGCUGAAUGCUGGGAUGAGUAUCCCCCAGGCCGUCUUCUUCAACCUGCUGUCAGCCAUGUCCUGCUACAUCGGCCUGGCCUUCGGCAUCCUGCUGGGGAGCAACUUCGCCCCCAACGCCAUCUUCGCCAUCGCGGGGGGAAUGUUCCUCUACAUAGCACUGGCAGACAUGUUCCCGGAGAUGAACGCCAUCAUGAAUGAACAGGACGGGUCGACGGUGACCAAUGUUAUCUUCUUCCUGAUCCAGAACGCCGGGCUGCUCACCGGGUUCGCUAUCAUCCUGCUCAUCACCAUGUUCGUUGGUGAGAUCAACCUGGGUUAGAGCCGAUGCUGUAGCUAUAGAAACACUAGAUGAUUGACAGGGGGGGCUGUUUUGAAGCCACUGCGCCACCAUCUUUAAAAAAAAAAAAUGAAAUACCGUAGACUUAAUUUAAUUCCUAUGGAGGACUGCUCCUUCUGAGGAGUACCAAUAUGGUGGACGGUGGCUUCAGAGCCUGUCAUUGACCAAUAUAUAGCAUCGGGCAAUCUAGUGUUUAUACACAUCAUUGGGUAGAGCUGGGUGAGAGGGAAGAGAAGAACAAGGGAGGGAGAGAAAAACGAGAAUGAGAGGAACAAUGAGAGAAAUAUAUCAUUUCAAAGAACAAAACGUGACUGAACAGAGCUGCUUUCAUUCCGCUCUGAUCUCACAUCGGCCCACGUCUUGUCUUACACUAAUUGUUUACUGGGAAACGGAAUACUUGUCCUUUUUGUUUAGUUUUUUCUUCUGACUAUCAUUAUAUUUAAAUAGAGGGAACAAUCACGUAACUAGUGUAAAUGAAAUAAAGAAACAAUGUAUUUAAAACAAACGUUUUCAAUAAAUUAUUUUUUCAGUCUUUACAAUGUU